AUGGCGCGCUUCACCCAGAUCGCUGCCGUCUUGGCAGCAGCGACGCUCAGUCAUGCCCGCAAGCCAUUCAUCACUGAGCGUCAGGUCCCUGCGGACCCCACUGGUGUCACAACCAUCAAGUCUGCCCAGGGCGCCGAGAUUCGCUACAAGCAGCCUGGAAAGGCGGGAGUUUGUGAGACUACUGAAGGUGUCGACGACUAUGCCGGCUACAUCAGUCUCAAUCCUACUACCAAUAUGUUCUUCUGGUUCUUCGAGGCGCGUGAAAACCCUUCCGAAAAGCCGUUGACACUUUGGUUGAACGGUGGACCAGGAAGUGACUCACUCAUUGGUCUCUUUCAAGAACAUGGCCCAUGCAAUGUUACUGAAGAUUUGAAGACACAAUUGAAUCCUUAUUCAUGGAAUGAGCACAGCAACAUGCUGUAUCUCUCACAACCAGUUGGUGUAGGCUUUUCCUACGAGACCACGGAAACCGAUGCGGACGGUCGAUACUCGCUUGUUGAUCCUGACACCGCAAACACUACCGAUGCUGCAGCCAUUGGUGCGUGGCACAUUCUCCAGGCUUUCUUGGACCUGAGCCCCCAGCUCGACCCGGAUAUCACUAACUUUACUUUUAAUCUGUGGACUGAGAGCUACGGAGGUCAUUACGGCCCCGGUUUCUACAACUACUUCUACCAGCAAAAUGAGAAGAUCAAGAAUGGCUCUUCCCCUGGUGUCGAGAUUCGCAUGGACACGCUCGGUAUAAUCAACGGAAUCGUCGAUGAACAGAUCCAGGCCCCUUACUACCCCGAGUUCGCUGUCAACAACACUUACGGCAUCAAAUCAGUUAACGAUACAGUCUACACCUUCAUGAAGAACGCCUACUACAUGCCAGAAGGCUGCCACGACCAAAUCGAGUACUGCAAGCAAUCCGAUCGUACCACACAAGACGGCUACCUAACCUGUUCAUCCGCAACCAACCUCUGCCGAUCCCUCGUCGAAGAGCCCUACUACGCAUUCGGCGGGCGAGGCGUCUACGACAUCCGCCACCCCUACGACGACCCCACGCCCCCGGACUACUUCCAAUCUUUCCUGAACCUCGCCUCAACGCAAGAAGCCAUCGGCGUAAACAUCAACUACACCAGCACCAACGCCCGCAACGUCUCCCUCGGCUUCAGCCGCACCGGCGACUUCGUCUUCCCCAACUUCCUCGAAGACCUCGAAGAAAUCCUCGCCUACGGCGUCCGCGUAGCCCUCCUCUACGGCGACGCAGACUACAUCUGCAACUGGUUCGGCGGCGAAGCCGUCUCGCUCGCCGUAAACUUUACGCACGCCGAGGCCUUCCGCGCCGCGGGCUACACUCCCUUUCUCGUCGACGGCGUCGAGUACGGUGAGGUGCGCGAGUACGGUAACUUUUCUUUUACACGAAUUUACGAGGCUGGACACGAGGUGCCGUAUUACCAGCCCCAAGCUAGCUUAGAGCAUUUCAGGAGGGUCCUGGAUCAUGUGGUUAUUGCGGAUGGGAGUCAGGUGGUUACGAGUGGGUAUGGCACGAAUGGCACGGCGAAGGCGACGCAUACCGAAGAGUUUGUGCCGUUGCCGCCUACGAGCACGCCGAGCGCUGUUAGCAGGGUGAGGAGGGGGUCCGCGUAG
This is a messenger RNA of Bipolaris oryzae ATCC 44560, 1629 nucleotides long. RefSeq lists its product as uncharacterized. The record is from RefSeq and is a predicted model, not a curated record. Gene Ontology annotation, biological process: proteolysis. NCBI's taxonomy places the organism in Eukaryota, Fungi, Ascomycota, Dothideomycetes, Pleosporales, Pleosporaceae. The transcript has 3 exons. Gene Ontology annotation, molecular function: serine-type carboxypeptidase activity. Bases 1 to 1629 code for a protein of 542 amino acids. Gene Ontology annotation, cellular component: fungal-type vacuole.